UACUGCUUUGCGUCACUUCCGGAAGUACCAGCUUUCUCUGUAAAGGACCAAUAACGGCAUUUUUGUGUCGUUUGGAGCCUAAUUUUUUCCCUUUGUUUUACGGCGGUGGAGGAUUAAAAAUCCCGUUCAGCAACCAAAAUGAAGCUUGUCAGAUUUUUAAUGAAACUGAGUCAUGAGACUGUGACUAUUGAGCUGAAAAAUGGAACACAAGUACAUGGAACUAUUACAGGUGUGGAUGUUAGUAUGAAUACUCAUCUUAAGGCUGUAAAAAUGACCCUGAAGAACCGGGAGCCUGUGCAGCUGGAGACGCUUAGUAUUCGUGGAAAUAACAUUCGCUAUUUCAUCUUGCCAGAUAGUUUGCCUUUGGACACACUUUUGGUUGAUAUUGAGCCUAAAGUUAAAUCCAAAAAAAGAGAAGCAAUUGCAGGGAGAGGGCGAGGCAGAGGACGUGGCAGAGGCAGAGGACGUGGAAGAGGCAGAGGUGGCCCCAGACGAUAACUUGGCAAUGUUACAUUUCGUACAGUUUUUGGAUUUUUUUGUACAGCUUUUGAAAAAUAUUCCAUUUUUAAUAAACAUUCAGACGUUGUUGAUCCGUUUAUUUAGAUUUGUACAUGUAUAGUCCAGGUGCUUGCUCACUUGGAAACUGGUGGUUGUGCCUCCAUGAAAUGGAAGGAAGGCAUGUUCAGCCUAAGAAUUAGCCCAGAAAUCCAUAAUUUGUCUGGAUGGCAUUACUUUGUUUAAAAAGUUGUUUAAAAGCAUUGAACAUAUUUAGUACAUAUAUGGAUGCUGUUCUGUUUGUAACAUCAGAUUCCGAUGUUAGAAAUGUGAAAAUGUGAUUCAGUGCUAAUUUAAGUACUGCAUAACUAAAUGAAAUACGCAUGUUACUGUUGCACCUGGGUUUGGGUUUCAGACUUCUGUUCCUCAGUUACGUUUAGAAGUGGUGAAAGUGAUUGGAGGCUUCCACACUGUGCUUACUGUUUGAGUAGGGUGAACUUCUGUUUUUCUGUUACUCUGUUCACAUGCGUCAAAAUAAAUUGUGUAAUUUCA
Protopterus annectens (West African lungfish) is the source of this 1047-nucleotide messenger RNA. It is a transcript of the gene SNRPD1, whose product is annotated as small nuclear ribonucleoprotein D1 polypeptide. NCBI's taxonomy places the organism in Eukaryota, Metazoa, Chordata, Ceratodontiformes, Protopteridae. The transcript has 4 exons. Gene Ontology annotation, cellular component: pICln-Sm protein complex; U1 snRNP; U12-type spliceosomal complex. Gene Ontology annotation, biological process: spliceosomal snRNP assembly; RNA processing. The record is from RefSeq and is a predicted model, not a curated record. Gene Ontology annotation, molecular function: RNA binding. Bases 139 to 498 code for a protein of 119 amino acids.